This is a messenger RNA of Babesia bigemina, 5148 nucleotides long. RefSeq lists its product as hypothetical. Bases 1 to 5148 code for a protein of 1715 amino acids. The record is from RefSeq and is a predicted model, not a curated record. The transcript has a single exon. NCBI's taxonomy places the organism in Eukaryota, Apicomplexa, Aconoidasida, Piroplasmida, Babesiidae.
AUGGCGCCUAAGAAACUUACUGACUGCCCGGAAAAUCUACGGGAAGCCAUCGACUGGCUCAUACAGGUCAGGCAUGGUGGCGAUGGUAAUGGUCUUAAGCAUUUGGCCAAAGCUUUGCAAAAGCUGAUUGAAGGGGCGAUAAGGGAUGCCUACAAUAGUAUUGUUGACAAGUAUGCUAAGUCUCUUGAACCAUCGUGGAAAACAAAGGAAUGUUGUAAGGUUAAAUUUUCGGCGAUUGAUGAAAUUCAAAAGCUGCUUAAGCAACCUAAUUCUCUUGAAAAUGCACCUUUAAAUGAUCAUUUAAAGCAACUUACAUAUGAUAAAGAAUCCUGUGAAAAGAACCAUUAUGUUGAGUCCUCCAAAGAUACAGCUUUGAAGGAUGUUGACUCAAAAUUGUCGGAACUGAAAAAACUUCAGCGAAACCUUGGUGGGCUUAUUGAGGAUCCCGAGACCAUUCUAACGCAAUUGUGCGCCGGCCUCGAGACUUUCCUCGGCUUCAACUCUGCUACCAAAGGCUACGACGGCAGUGGCAUUGUGUACUCCGACUUGGAUAGGCUGUGUGACGGGGUGAUGGGAUUUUUGAGUGGUGUGCUUGAAGCAGUGAAAGAUGAUCCAAGCGUUACUACGUAUUAUAAAGAUAUGGGUGCGACGCUUCGAAUAAUUAAAGAAAGUAUGUACACUCCCAAUGGAUUGUCUGAGGCCAUUAAAGCUGUGAGCCAGGCGCUGCGGGAGUGGGAUGAGGAGCUGGGGAUCAGGGCAAAAAAUGUUAGUGAUGCUUUAAAGACACUUAUAACACAUAGAUGUGAUGCCUUUAGCGGCGCGCUUCAAAAUCUUAAAGCAAUUGCAUAUGAUGAUCAGUUUAAGCAUAUCGGAGCCAAGCUAUCAAACUGUAUUGGCACCGCCGGCGAAAUGUCUAAAGCGUUUGAUGCCGCAAAAUUAGCGUAUUCUAAUCUUGAUCCCGAGCUUCGUAGGAAGCUUCAGGGCGCAAUUGGUAGAGCGGAGGUGCAAGUUCGGGCGUUCAUUGUAGCAGCCAGCAAUGACGAGCUUAAGGCGGUGGUGGAGUGCAGUGAGUAUCAAUUGAAGGAGCUGGGAGAUGAGAUACAUACGAAAGCAGAACUACUUGUGGGUCAAAUGUCCACGAACAUUAAUACACAUUUUGAAGCAAAUAUUAAGAAACCUUUAAAUGAUGUGAAUGAGAAGUUAUCUAUGGUUCAUAGAGAUUUGGUGAAGUGGGUAGAGGCGGCUGAAAAGUUUAUUAAAAUUAUUGAGCAGCAGGUAACUGCAAUUAUAAACGAAGUUGAACUAGUGAAAGGAAAGCCGCACGAAAUUAGUAGCGCGGCCAAGGCAAUUGAGGCUCAAGCAACCAAGCUGCAUACACAAUUUGAACAGUUAAAAAAAAAGUACGAUGAGGUUAUUACGACAAUUAAGGGGAAUAAAGGAGAUGGAGAAGAAAAGGAAUGCGUCAUACGUCUGCUUGAUGAUGUACAUAGCAAGGUGAAUGAGCCGAGUGAUAUUGCUCAGUAUAAGCAGAAGGGCGGUGAUUGGGGGUUGCAAAACAAUAUUGAGCCGCUCGUAGCAAAAAUUAAGAAAAACGUUGAGGAUGGAGUCGGAACGCUGGUAACGGCUUUGGAACAGGCGGUUAUUGUGGCUACCAAUGACAAUCCCAUUAAUGGUGAAUAUCCCGGUCUUAAAGUUAUGCAAGUAAACGCUUUGGGUAAGAUCAGAGAGGUGGGAGCGUCUCUUGGGACCGCCAUCCCAGACCCAACUCCAACAGGUCCUGGAGCCAAGCUGGAAAAGGUAUUGAACCAUCUUAACAGCGCCAAGGUACUCUGGACUCAAAUCACACAAAACAUCACCCGCCAAAUUUUCGAAGGGGUGAAAAACGAGCUAGCAACGAGGGCCAACGCGGUCGAUACGGAACUCGGCGCACUCCUACAGGCUGCGGCCAUUAGCGGUGCGACGAAUCUUCAUAAUGAGGUUAAAAGAAUCGUUAAUGACAAACUUAAGAAUAUUAAGAAUGAAGCAUCUGAACUUCUUAAAACCGCCAAAUCAGCGGAAUCUAUAAUAAUAGAGAGAGCCGGCGUAGUCGAAAACAACCUUAAACAACUCUGUAAAAAAAUCGAGGAACUUGCCGGUAAUGGGCUUGAAGACAGGGGUCUCAAGCAGAAACUUUUGAGUAUGAAGAGUAUAGUGAUGGAUACACUACACGGUGAGGUUAGUUAUUCCCUAAACGGCAUUCUAACGCGUAUUAAAGGUAUUAUCAACAGUAAUACAGAAGGCAAUUUACAAGCCAUAGUCUCACACGUUGAAGCUUUCAAGACCGCUAUUAUCGAUAAAGAAGUGCAAGAUGUUAACAGCAACAUCCAAGCCUUAGUCGCCAACAAAGUCUGUGAGGCGACUAAGGAAAUUCAGAAGAAGGCCAAGGAUGAAUAUCACACCAAGAUUAGCACAAUGUUUAAUACUAUGAAAACCAAAGUGGAAUACAAUAUUUUGGAGAUCAAUGAUAUCAUAGAGGACGAUUCGGAGAGUGGAGUUAAAGGCUUACUUCGCAAAUUGUAUGACAAACAAGGCGGAAGACUGGCUUCUCUAAAGCAUCCUAAAGAACGGCAGAUCAAAUUUGCGUUUGCAGAAAUGUCGAAAAAAAUACAGGACUACCUUGAUCGUAUAUUGUUGUAUACUGAGGACCAAGUGAUGACCCCGCCCCCGCCUAAGCUGAGGGUUCAGAAAACACCAACCGAACAAUCAGAACAGGUAAAAAUAAUAAAGGGGAAUCUCGACAUUCUGCUUGAUGUACUCCAAAAGUCGAACCAUUUCGAUCAUCAAUUUUCGUAUAAUUAUCAGAAACUCGACACAACACUAAGCGCGCUUCAUCCUAAAAAAUUCACCACCAGGGAUAGUCCGGAGUUGCUUGACACUUUGUCAAAAGGGAUGAGCGGUUUGACUCGGGAGUUACAGAAGGUAUACAUUUCCACAUAUUCUGGUUCAUUCAAAUAUUUUGUAUGGAACGGAGAAGUGGGUAAUAAGUGUGCUAAAAUAGGUUUAACGUUGAUUUCAAUUUUAUACGACGGCCUCAGUAGGUUGCGCAAGGAAUGUGAUAGUAAGUCGGGCAGUAAAUGGAAUCAUAAGCCUAUAAAUCUGGGUAAAGACAAUGGUCUUGGAGCGUUUUUAGAUAGGCGUGGUUUCAUCGUUUCUUCAGGAACUGACGAUCAGAAUGGCGAAUUGCGAAACGAGAAGGGGUGCAGAGGCGACCUAAUUUCUGAUGUUCUCCUCAAGCAUAAUCUUGUAAGCGAGUAUGACGAUAACGAAACAAAUAAGGAAAGCUGCAGUACUCUAAAGAUGUGUGUCGACUACCUGCACGAGUAUUACCAAGUGCGUCACCUAUCCUCUUUAGGGUCACUUAAGCAUCCCUCAACUAUAUACGAAAUGCUUUGUUGGCUUAGUGGUCUACCACAUAAUCUCACAUACAAGUAUCUUAAGACAUACGUUAAAAACAUUUUCCAAGUGUCUGAUAAGCGACAUCCAUUCAUUGGCGCCUAUCCCCAUCCAUUGUCUUCCAAGAACAUACUGGAUCUGCUGAAGCAUAGUUGUUCGGAAUCGCACGCCAUAAUAGUCGCAAUUCUCGGCAACGGUCAUGUUGGUGGCAUCUAUGCUUGCGAUUUUUACACCAACGAAAGUGGUCUACUAUAUCCCACCGAUAUGAAUAGUUUAAUAUGUAUGCUGCAUGACAUUCUAAACCGUCUUUAUUUCCAGCUCUAUUUCUUAUACCAGCAAUGUGAAUACGACACUUCUCUGAGUGGUUGGCUUGAUUGCGAAUAUGGCCGAGGCGUAGGUGGCUCAGGUUGGCGGUGCAACGUCGACCAAUGUGCCAACCAAGCGUGCAACCAGAAGGGUGAGCAAAGGGCUAACCAAAAUGAUUACCAAAAGGCUGACCAACGAUGUCAAGAGUACCCUAAGUGUGGUGUUAAAUCGCCAUUGCAGUCGUUCCUCGAAGAUGGUUUGCAAGGGUUUCUACCGCAUCAUCUGAAAUCAGAAAGAGGAAAACUGGAGUGCUCGCUCAAGAGUCACUCUGGCUUACCAUGCAUUACUCCAAUGGGCUUCUCCGGUAUCAGUCAGAUGGCAUCGCACAGGGAUACGGGCCAACGUAUUCUUGAUGCGCUUGGCGGUUACUGCGGACAUCAGUCAUCUCCCCUCACGAAGUUAUGUAGCCGAUUGAAUUGCCUCCUUCCUAGUGUACCUAAAACUCUCGGUGACCUUUUUGCGUUUUACCAUCAGUUCCUUAUUAAUUGGAGCGGUGAACAUAAGAAAACCGCAUUUAACGAUUGUGUCACUUCAGCUAAUCUCGGCCGUGAGUAUGGUGCCAUGAACGAAUGCGCCAUGCUGUUUGAAUCAACGGAUCAUUCGACUUCUCAUAAUUUGGGCGACUUCAAUUCGUUAUUAACCGUAGACAAUGCGUGUUAUGUUAGUAACGGCAAAUGUGGCGCAUAUCUUGAUUCCUUGAGCUAUGAGAUAUGUGGUACGUUUAGCAAACGUAAUGCGGCCUUGUAUCUCUCCUGGAUGGUAUAUUUAACAGAGACAUUGUAUGAUCUAUUUUAUAAAUUGUUGAAGGAAUGUGAAAACAACUGUGGUAGCGGUGAAUCCAAGUGCCGAAUCACCGGAUGUGAUAAGAACUAUUGUUUCGCAUUCAAACCACAAAUAGGGCAGGAAAUCGGUCAAAUGCAUACUCAACUUUGCAACUCCAUGCUCUCCUGCAGCAUGACAUUUCCAACAUUAUAUUCCUUCGGAUUAGUAUUUGGCGGAAGACGCCAAUUAUCCGGUCGUAAUCACAACAAUUAUAUAAUAAAACGUUCUUGCAAAGAUUUAGUUCAGCAACUACAGAUAGUGCUUAAUGAGCGAAGUAUAUUAUCCAAAAUAUUACACGACACUAUUCCCAACUUCCUCUGGACCAUUCGACAACCCUUCUCCUACCUCAUCAUCACCUGGUGGUCACUGUCUCUACUCUACCUAUUCUACGUCCUCCUCGUCCGCCUCGACCUGCUCCACAUCAAAUCGCAUUUGCACUCACCAUCAUCACAUCGUAUCGCUGCUCAAUCACUACUUGCCGCCGCACGUGUCGGCAGGCUUGCCAAGAUAUUCUAUCUGCAACCUUGA